This is a messenger RNA of Enhydra lutris kenyoni (northern sea otter), 8572 nucleotides long. Its product is annotated as aryl hydrocarbon receptor nuclear translocator 2. Gene Ontology annotation, cellular component: nucleus; transcription regulator complex; aryl hydrocarbon receptor complex. Gene Ontology annotation, biological process: regulation of transcription by RNA polymerase II. Gene Ontology annotation, molecular function: protein dimerization activity; RNA polymerase II cis-regulatory region sequence-specific DNA binding; DNA-binding transcription factor activity, RNA polymerase II-specific. Bases 2521 to 4656 code for a protein of 711 amino acids. The record is from RefSeq and is a predicted model, not a curated record. The transcript has 16 exons. Lineage: Eukaryota; Metazoa; Chordata; Mammalia; Carnivora; Mustelidae.
UUGGCCCUCUUUGGAGGAACGAGGCUUUUGCCGCCUCCCUCUCUGUGCUGCACAGGAACCUCACCUGCAGCCUCGCGCAUGGGUGCCUUCCAGCUGCCUUGCAGAAAACUCCCUUGCGUGGUGCUCAGGGGACAGGGCGCCUGCCUGCUUCCCAGGGAGGGACCCUCCUUUGCCCUUCUGGAGAAGCCUCAGAAGCCAGGGAAACUUCCCAACUGGAUAUGGCUCUGUGGGUCCUCCCACAGGGCCUGUGGCCAGCCUCGUUGUGGGCUGCACAGAAUGGCUUUCUUCGGGCCUUCUUGGCUCUCCUGACAUUCUGCCCUGCUGCCCGGGGAGGGCUGGCCAAGACAGGAAGGGUGUUCCCUGAAAGCCCAGCAGGAUAGAACUCCUCUCCUGCUAUCAGGGAGGAGGAGGCACGAUUGCCUCCUCAGGAGAGCCCCUGGGCAGGAGAUCGGAGGUGUGGGCGGGCUGCACCCUGCAUCAUGACCGCCGUCCCUGAGUGGCCAGACUUCCUGCCCUGUGCCAUACCCCCUUCCACAGCCUCGGGUAGCAUUUUCUGCACAGUCUUCUGCUUGUCUGCAGGCUGGCCUGGGGGAAUGGGGGGUGCCCCAAGCAAGCUCACCAAGCCUUUCCUGGAGUACCAGGGCCAGUGCCCCUUGCCUCCCGUGACAGGUGCAUGGUGCAGGGUCCAGGGAAGGGAUGGUGAGGAAGGCCAGUUCUGGGUGGGCUCCAGUGGCUUCUUUACCUGAUUUGGAAUGGCGGAGAGGAGGGAGAGGAUCUUCCCUGUAUCUUCCAGGGAAGGACCCGGAGUUUGAUGCAGCACAUGGGACUCCCCUGACCGAGUGGUUACCUCUCUUUUCCCCAUCGUAACCAGGCCCUGUCCAAUUACCCAAGAGCCAUUUCUCCUAAAUAGUGGGCGUCCUUCCCUGCCCCGGGGUCUGCCCUGAGGAGCAGGUGCUGCCACAGGGCAUUUGCACUGGUCCCACUGCUCAGCUCUCAGCUCGUGGGUUCUCCCAUCUUUCCCUCUGGGCUCAGGCAGCCCCCGACUUCUCAUGCUCCCUGUUGCUCACUGCUUUCCAGGUCGAGCCUGCCGACCACCCGGCCUGCUCGCACUUUUCUGAUCCUGUUGGUCUCCUCCCACACCACACCUCCUGGUCUUGGCCCACCCCUCCAGCCCUGUGGCCCCCUGGGCCUCUGCCUCUGUCCUUUCUCCUUCUGCCCCAUGGUUUUUAUGUUCCACAUGCUUUCACAGGGUUUAACUCUAUACUGGUUUCAUUUCCAGACUGUGCAAGGCAAUUCCUUUCCCUCCUAGUUAACCCCCUGGCUGCUGGAGGAUGGGCACGAGUGAUCCUUAUCUCCUCUCGUCCCCUCCCGUGCAGUGCCCAGCUCAGUGCUCCUCGGGUGGAGAGGGUGGGAAGUGCCCACCGGGCUGGUCAGCUCGCACCAGUGCCGUGAGCUCCGCUGCGGGCCCGCCUUCCCCUGCUGGUGUAGGCAGUGGCCCUCAGUGUGUGCGGCUGGUACACGGCUGGCGCGUGGUUGUGCCCAAUGGCCGGUGUAUUGCCCGGUUGGGAGGGUGGGGUUCAGCCCACUUGGUAGACACGGGGUGGGCAGGCAGCCUCAUGCACCCUGUGCUGUCCGUGUCCCUCUCCUACUCGGAGCCCCAGCGAAACCCUAAAUCCUCCUUCAGACAACUAUCUUUCUAGACCAUUCUUUAAACCCAGGUAACAUUGUGCCGGGCUGUGGAGCUGAGCUGACACCUACUCUCUCAUCCUAAAGGUAAUGAUAGCAAGAUGCAAACAUUUCACCGUCCUCUCUGCUAAUCUUCCGUCGUAACCCACCACGGAGAUUGACUUCAGUCAUCCCUCACUGCCUUUUAAUGGUUAAUUGGCCGCGGGCUGGUUAAUGAGCCAGGGGCCAGCCUGUCCUAGACGGUGGAAGAUGUGCGGGGCCAGAGCAAAGGUUUGUCUGACGGAAGAAUGGCGGGGCCAUGCGGUGCUUCUCACGCUGGGGCGGAAGGAAAGCACACAUCCCCGCGGGGGUAGCUACAUCUGCGUGCGGGUGUAUGCGAGCGCGCCCACCGCGUGCGGGUCCCGGUGCGCAGGGCCGGGUGUGCGGAUCGGGUGUGCGGAUCCCAAUGCAUGGAUUCUGGCUUGUGAAUCAGGUGUGCGGAUCCCAGGGUGCUGAUUGGGGUAUAGAUUCUGAUGCGUUGAUCCUGGCGCAUGGAUCAGGUGCGCAGGUCACAGUGUGCGAAUCGGUUGUGCGGAUCCCCCUGCGCGGGUCCCCCUGCGCGGGUCCCGGAGUGCGGAUCGCAGUGUGCAGGUCCCGAUGCGUGGAUCGCGCCGUGCGGAUCCCGCUGCGCGGAUGGAGCGGAGGCCGAUUCACCUCCCACGGCCGAAGGAUAACGCCAGAAUUCUCUGUGCUUAGAGAGCGUACUUGGGUGCUUGGGGACGAAGGGCAGGUUCGGGACACACUUCAAGGGGAGACGGAGGCCCCCCUGGCGGCCUGGGCACCCGCCCUCCCCCCAUGCAGGGACACAGGCCGCCAGGGCCCGAGCACCGCCGCCAGCGUGCCAGGCACCAGCCCCUGCAGGGGCGCGUGUGUCUCCUGGUCGCUUGGCGCUCAAGGAUGUGCCCCGUUUUGUCCCGUUGGGCAGUGACCCCUGCUCUGACGCGUCUCUUUCCCCGCCCCCGCCCUGUUCUUGUGCUUUCGGGAAGAGAGAACCACAGCGAGAUCGAGAGGCGGCGGCGGAACAAGAUGACGCAGUACAUCACAGAGCUGUCGGACAUGGUGCCCACAUGCAGCGCGCUGGCCCGCAAGCCGGACAAGCUCACCAUCCUCCGCAUGGCCGUGUCGCACAUGAAGUCCAUGAGGGGCACCGGCAACAAGUCCACGGACGGCGCCUACAAGCCCUCCUUCCUGACGGAGCAGGAACUGAAGCACCUCAUCCUGGAAGCAGCAGACGGCUUUCUAUUCGUGGUGGCGGCAGAGACUGGACGCGUGAUUUACGUGUCUGAUUCCGUCACCCCUGUGCUGAACCAGCCCCAGUCAGAAUGGUUUGGGAGCACACUGUACGAACAGGUGCAUCCUGACGACGUGGAGAAGCUCAGAGAGCAGCUGUGCACCUCAGAAAACUCCAUGACAGGCCGGAUCCUGGACCUGAAGACGGGGACGGUCAAGAAGGAGGGACAGCAGUCUUCCAUGAGGAUGUGCAUGGGCUCACGGAGGUCUUUCAUCUGCAGGAUGAGGUGUGGAAACGCUCCUCUGGACCACCUCCCUCUGAACAGAAUAACCACCAUGAGAAAAAGGUUCAGGAACGGCCUUGGUCCCGUGAAAGAAGGGGAGGCCCAGUACGCUGUGGUCCACUGCACGGGGUACAUCAAGGCGUGGCCCCCGGCAGGAAUGACUAUCCCCGAGGAGGACGCCGAGGUGGGGCAGGGCAGCAAGUACUGCCUCGUGGCCAUCGGAAGACUCCAGGUGACCAGCUCUCCCGUGUGCAUGGACAUGAGUGGGAUGUCAGUGCCCACGGAGUUCUUAUCCCGGCACAACUCUGACGGGAUCAUCACGUUCGUGGACCCGAGAUGCAUCAGCGUGAUCGGCUACCAACCCCAGGAUCUUCUAGGGAAGGACAUUCUGGAAUUCUGCCACUCCGAGGACCAGAGCCACCUGCGCGAGAGCUUUCAGCAGGUGGUGAAGCUCAAGGGCCAGGUGCUGUCAGUCAUGUACCGGCUGCGCACCAAGACGCGCGAGUGGAUGCUGAUCCGCACCAGCAGCUUCACGUUCCAGAACCCCUACUCCGACGAGAUGGAGUACGUCAUCUGCACCAACACCAACGUCAAGCAGCUCCAGCAGCAGCAGGCGGAGUUGGAAGUGCACCAGCGGGACGGGCUGUCGUCCUACGACUUAUCGCAGGUUCCCGUCCCCAACCUGCCAGCUGGCGUUCACGAAACUGGGAAGUCCGUGGAGAAGGCGGAUGCCAUCUUCUCCCAGGAAAGGGACCCCCGGUUCGCUGAGAUGUUUGCGGGGAUCAGUGCAUCGGACAAGAAGAUGAUGAGCUCAGCGCCCGCGGCCGGGACGCAGCAGAUCUACUCCCAGGGCAGCCCGUUCCCCCCGGGGCACUCCGGGAAGGCCUUCAGCUCUUCCGUGGUCCAUGUGCCCGGCGUGAAUGACAUCCAGUCCUCCUCGUCGACCGGCCAGAACAUGUCCCAGAUCUCCCGCCAACUGAACCAGAGUCAGGUGGCCUGGACAGGGAGCCGGCCGCCCUUUCCUGGACAGUCCGGCAAGACUCAGUCAUCUCCCUUUGGGAUUGGCACGAGCCACACCUACCCGGCGGACCCGUCCUCCUACAGCCCCCUCUCCAGCCCAGCUACCUCCUCGCCCAGCGGGAACGCCUAUUCCAGUCUCGCCAACCGGACGCCAGGGUUUGCCGAGAGUGGACAGAGUAGCGGGCAGUUCCAAGGGCGGCCGUCGGAAGUCUGGUCGCAGUGGCAAAGCCAGCACCACGGUCAGCAGAGCGGUGAGCAGCAUCCCCACCAGCAGCCCGGUCAGACCGAAGUGUUCCAGGACAUGCUACCCAUGCCCGGAGAUCCGACCCAGGGGACCGGCAACUAUAACAUCGAAGACUUCGCGGACCUGGGCAUGUUCCCGCCGUUUUCUGAGUAGCGGCAGGCAGAGCGCGGCCAGCGCUGGGCCGAGCCCCGUGCGCGAUGCCGGCGCCCCCCAUGUUGGCGGGGUCCCCCCACACCCUGUUUGCCCCGCUGCGGGACCCCCCAGCAGAAGGCAUCUCACCCCCCCGCCACCCCUGGCACAGUAUUGCUCAGGCCACAGCCAGGGAUGCCCAGCCACCCACCGGGAGCCCUGGUAGACAUGCGGGGGCCGUUGUAUUUAUUGUACUUUCUCUGUGUAUGUUUGGGAGGUGAGUCUGCUGGCUCUCGAGGUCUGGUUGUGAAUAAUGUCGUAGUCGACCGUGUUCACCUGGAAGACGUCCAGUCACAAUCCCGAGUGCCCAGGCCUGCCCAGGACACGGGAAUCAGGUUUCUUCUUGCCUUCGACAUCUGUGGACAGGUGGGGCUUGGGCGCUGGAAGGGGGGUGAGCAGGACGCGUGGCCUUUGUUCUCCGAACUAGGACCCAGAGGAGACCCCACUCCCCCAUCCCCAGCUCAGCCAAGUCUGUGUGUGCAUCUGUCCGUCUGUCCCUCGUGCUGUGGGGUGUGUGUGCUCUGUGCAGUGUGACGUGAAUCCCUGUCCCAGUGGGUGUGCUGUGCCCCGUGUGUGUCAUGUGGCCAGAGUAAGCAGCCAGGAUCCAGGGUGCGUCAUGGCUGAGGGCCCGCACAGACAGCCCUUGCCUCCAGCUCAGCAGCGCCCCGGCCGGACUGCGCUUGGCCCGCGGUCUGGGCGCCGGGCUGGUGGGCUGCGCAGAGCAGGCUGGCAUUUCGGUGUCACCGAGUCCUGGCUGGGAACGUGCUUGUUUUAAUGGGUCCACUCCCGCGUCCAGGCGCCCCUCUAAGAGGAUGCGGCCACCUCCUCUCCCAGGAGGCCCUGAGGGAGUGCGGGCCCUUCCCGCUUACUGUGGGUGUCCCCCUCCCGGGUUGCAGCCCGCGCCCGCCGAGGGCCCACCUUGAGGUCACAGAGCCCGAGGGAAGGCAGGAUGUCCAGGCCUCCCCGUCCUUCUGAGCCUCCUCCCCCAGCGCCCGCCGUGGCAGCCACAGCACUCUCGGCUACCCCGGACAGGUUCGGACGUGGACUCCUGUGCAGAGACAGGCUCUUAGAAACGCCUCCCGCUGUGCCGCUGGGGACGGUGGCGCCUUGUGGGGGCUGAGUGCAGGUCUGUGAGGCACAAGGCCGGGCUUCGUGGUCCGAUUCUGGUACACACUCCCCGGGGCCUUGCAUUGUCCAGGUGGUCUCAAGACAGAAGGAAGAGUGACUCUAGAAGCUUCUGCCCGGCUGAGCCCAUGGUCCCUGGCUUGCUGUGUUUCCCGGUACUCAGUGACCUCAUGUCCCCCUUGUGCCAUGCACUGAGGCGGGCUCCCAGUCUCUCGUCUCUGACUUUCCUGACAGCCACGCUUCCGUUUGUCCUCCCCAUCCGUGGGCUCGCAGACUCCCGUGUGGGACGGAAGCCACGCUUGCCCUGGGCAGGUGGUGGUGUCCUCCUCCCAGGAAGUCCCUGCAUCCCUCCUAGGGCCCUCCAGGCAGACCUUCUCAGGCACUGGCUCAGAAAUACCCCACCCUGGGAUUUCGGAGGACCCUGUGGAGUGCGGGGGCUUCUGAGCUGCCUGAGAGCAGAGUGAGCCCAGCCUGCGGAAAGGAGCGGGGUCAGGGGUUGCACGAGCCUCUGCUUUGCUGUGCAUUAAGCGCCGGCCCCGUGGGAGUCCAGAGGGGACCUCUGUGCCCUGUCUCGCUGGGGGGCUCCACCGGCAGAAGGCCGGCGUUGUGCAGUGGUCAGCUGUGGCCAGGAGUCGGCUGCAGGUGCUCCCAGCUCCAAGAAAGAGUCCACACGGGCUGAACCGUUCCCAGAGCGGCUCUUAGACCUUCACGCACAGCGGUGAUUGGGUCCUGGGUUUAAGGUCCUUUUCCCCCCAGGACUUGGGUGGAGCCAACCCCAUGCACCACAACAGUGCCAGAGCCAGAGGGGUUCCCCUGUGUGGGCCCCGCCCUUGGGGUCCCCUCCGCCCCCACAGCCUGAGCCAACCCCAGGCAGGGGCACGACCAUUUCCAAGAAAGGCACAGAAAUCACUUUCAGAUCAAAGAACGGUUUCUCCGUGAAACGAAAACAGACUUUCUGUGGCCUUUCACCUGUGAGUUUGGAAGUUUUGGGCUUUCAUGUUCGUUUUUUCAUUUCCCGGAGAGAACUAGGGGUUUCCUGAGAGGUGCCCCUCAGCCUGACGCUGUGACCUGGGCUGUGCUGGACACCGAGGGGGUGUGGGCGGGGCGGGAGAGCCUGGUCCCCAACAGCCCUGCAGCCACUUCUGUCUGUCCCUGAAGGCUCGGUCCUGGAAGGCGGGGACCGCCGGUGACCGUAGGCCGGGCAUGAUGGGGAAUGUCGUGACUGGGCGGCCCGGCCUCCUGGGCUCCCAGCCCUGUCCCAGGAGCGCCCCGCAGGGAAGCCGAUGGCAGUCCGACCGGCUGGUGUGAGCGCUCUUUCCUCUCCACUCCCCACCCCGCUCCUUGCUUGUGAUUCCUGGAAGCCAUCCCGUGGCCAGUACAGAAACAGGACUGGGAGGAUCUCUGACCCAAGAGAUGUCCCCUUGAGGAAUCUUGUGACGGACCAGAAGAAGAGUUCGAGCUGCUGAGGGUCUCAUCCUGGUUUGGAGGAGAGCGCCCCGUGCCAGGCCAGGGCAGCCAAGAGGGGACCGUGCGUGGACCCAGCUGUUGGUACGUCCUCCAGCCAGGCCCAGCCCAGACUCCUGUCCCGCCGGAGACGCAGCCCAGCUGGGCUGGGACUCACUCCCUCACUCAUGCCUGCUCUCCUUGAGCCCAGAGGGUGGGCCUUCCACAGAACAGGCCGGGACUGCGGUGGCCUGGGCCCGGGGCGAGGACACAAAGCAGCCAUUUUGAGGCUCACCCGAGACUUGACUAGUGACGGUGGCCAUGGGCAAGGAGGUUCUAGAACAUUCUACCUAUAUGUCCCUCCCACGAGUUUUGUCUUUAGCUGCGGUUUCAGGGAGUGACGGUGCCAUCACCAACGGCCGCAUUCUCCUCGGCUUCCCGAGACAUGCAACGCACCCCUACACUGUUGCACGUGUCCGUUACAGAGGGGGAGCUGCCGAGAGUUGAGGGAACGUCCUUCGGGGGCUCGGACCUCUCAGCCAGUGAAGAGACCGUGUCUCCCCCAGAUUAGCCACAUGUGACCGGGACCUCCCAUCCCUGUCCGCUAGCCUUUGCCAAGUGACGGGACAACCCCGGGGAAAUGAGCCGUGGUCUCAUCCUCGUACGCCAGCCCCUGGGAGCAGCCGAGCUCUGCCCGGCCCAUGGGCUCCCUGCCAGUAUGACCUGUCAUGUAGCCAGACCGACCAAAGUGCUGGUGGGUCACGAGUCAGGGUACAAGUGGCCUUGGUUGUACCAGAAACCCUGAGUCUGGUCGUUCCUUGCCAGGGGUCCCUUCCCUCCUCCCUCCACCAGAUCCUCGUGGGGCGUGCUAAGGGGUCACUCUACCUUUCCCUCAGCUGCCCGGGGCCCGACACAACUCAGAGAGGCACCCCACCGGGCUGCAGGCCACUGUUCGCCUAGAGAUGUGCCUGGGUCUGGUGGCCAAAGCUGGUGUUGUGGUCCAGCAGCCCCCCCAAAGCCUGCAUGGGGCCACCCACUGGGGAGGGGCCAGGCUGGCCGGAUGUGGGGCGACUGGCUCCCCGGGACAGCCUUGUUCUUUGGCAAGGACGGGCUUCCGUGGACUCUGUAAGCACGCCGUCAUUUCCCUUGUAGCCUUUCUCGUAUGGCUGUGAGCUGUGCUGUGGAUACAUCCUCCUGUGUAUUUCUGGAAUGUUCUCUCGGACUAACGGUUAUUGAGUUGGUUGUGUAUAUGUGUAACUAAUGUAACUGCCUUUUCAGAUUUCAUCACAAUAAAGAUGACUUUGUUCUGAAC